This is a messenger RNA of Schistocerca americana (American grasshopper), 1581 nucleotides long. Its product is annotated as inter-alpha-trypsin inhibitor heavy chain H4-like. The transcript is spliced from 10 exons. NCBI's taxonomy places the organism in Eukaryota, Metazoa, Arthropoda, Insecta, Orthoptera, Acrididae. Bases 1 to 1581 code for a protein of 526 amino acids. The record is from RefSeq and is a predicted model, not a curated record.
AUGAAAGGCUGCCAGCGGGCGCCGCCGCGGCCUGGACGAGCUGUAAAGCGGCCGCCCAGACGCGGGCUGGCACUGUGCGCGCUGCCCGCCGCGCCCGGCCACUGUGCGGGCGGGAUCCGCGUCGUAACUCGGCCGCCUCUGCCCGGCCACGCACGCGACUCCAACGUGGUACGUGUGUCGGUCAAUGUUGAGGCGCAGAAAAAAGUAACCUUCAACAUGACGUACGACGAGCUGUUGCAGAGAGAACCCGUAGAUGACCUGGCGGUGGAGGUGCGCAUGCAGGAGCAGGCGCCACUGCUGCUGGUGGAGGUGCCCACGCUGCAGGAGAGCAACGAGGUGCUAGACUGGCCGGGCAAUGUCACGGACCCCCUGGCGCGCAUCGAAAGUCCGACGUCGUCGUCUGCCAUCGUUCGCUGGGCGCCCACCAGGGAGGAGCAGCAGCAGCGGGGCAACAGAGGUGUCUCCGGGCAGCUGGUGGUGCGCUACGACGUGGACCGCGACGCCAGCCCCAGCCAGGUACUCGUGAGCAAUGACGGCUACUUCGUGCACUUUUACGCGCCUGCCGGCCUGCCGCCGCUUCCAAAGCACGACGUCUUCGUGCUCGACGUCAGCGGCUCGAUGCGCGGCCGCAAGAUCGAGCAGCUGAAGACGGCCAUGAGCACCAUCCUGGACCAGCUCAACGCCGGCGAUCUCUUCUCCCUGAUCCCGUUUUCUUCUGCAGUGCAGGUAUGGCAUCCAGACGUGCCACUCAGGUUUCACUCUACGUGGGAGGAGAAUCUGAACUCAGAGUUCAACUCCAGCGCCAUUGUCGAAGCCACAAGCGAGAUCAUUGCCAAGGCCAAACGCAGCUUUAACUCCUUUGCAGCGAAUGGAGGCACGUACAUGUUCAGUGCACUGAAGACAGCGCUGCGCGUGUCAAAAAAGAGGGUGGCCAGUGGGGGCGGCAGCCUGGGCAUGGGGCGGCGUCGUCACGCGCCCAUGGUGGUGCUGCUGACAGAUGGCGAGGCCAACGGAAGCUACCUGCGCCGCCUCGCGCUGCGCAACAGCGGCAUCAGCCGCAGGACCUACGAGGCCGCCGGCGCCCACCAGCAGCUGCGCAACUUCUACAGACAGAUCGCCUCGCCGCUCCUCACUGACGUCAAGUUCAACUACGAUGGUCAGCAGGUGGACGAGGACACGCUGACGAGGGCGAGAUUCCCCACGCUUUUCAGCGGCGCGGAGCUGGUAGUGGCGGGUCGCCGAUUCCCCGGUGUCAGACGUUUGUUCUGUCGCGUGACGAGCAGGGCUGGCCGUGCUAGGGACGCGGUGCCACAGCCAGCGGUGGCCAACGUGACGUCAGCGGAGUGGCUGUGGGCCUACCUGUCGGGGCGGCAGAUGCUGGAGCAGGACGCGCCCAACGACACUGUCCGCGCCAGGGCCAAGGACAUCGCUCUCAGGACGGAUGGCACCUUCCAAAAUUGCACCACGCCGACUGGCACGACGGGCGUCUGCCGACACAUUGCCGCCUGCUUACUGCGUGACUUCCAGGAGAAGCUGGACGUCUUCCUUUCGGGUUACCUGUGCAUCAUCAAGGGCGGGUAA